UCUUGACGGGUUGCAUUGCCUGGGGACUGAGCGGUCAGUCAGUGAGUGCGCCCACAACACCUGGAACACGUCGUCGUGUCAGCACGCGCAGGAUGUCAGUGUCAUCUGUGCUGCAGCAGGUACUUCCGCGUCACAGGUAACGACUGUUGGAAUGUAUCGUACACCUACAUCAACGCCAAACCCUGCCGAGACAUUUGUACGCCUUGUUGGUGGGCCUACCGCCUAUCAAGGUCGUGUAGAAGUGUUUGCAUUUGGAUCCUGGGGGACAGUUUGUGACACUACCUGGGACGUCAACGAUGCUGCUGUCAUAUGUUCCAUGCUGGGAUACUCCGAUUUCUCAUCUGGAGGGUUCGUCCAGCGCCAGGCAGGAUAUGGCGAAGGCACAGGUCCAGUAUGGCUGGACAGCGUGGCAUGUGUUGGGUCAGAGGUCACCAUCACGCAGUGUCCACGUGGUGUAUGGGGGACGAAUGGUUGUGGUCACGACCACGACGCUGGAGUGACCUGCUCGUCAGCGCAGCGCCCCAACAACUUCCUGCUUGUAACAGAUUCGGUAGAUAAGAAGAUAUACCGAAUGGAUGGACGUACCUAUAGCUACGUCGAUGUCCCAGUGUCAUCAGCAGACAGCCCUGUGGCAAUUGAUUAUGAUUAUGUAGAUGGGCGAAUCAUUUGGACAGAUGUUGGCCUCAAACAGAUUCGCAGUGUGACACUUUCUGGCACAACGGAAAAAGUCGUUUGGCAACUUAAUGCAGUGGCUGUCCCCAAUGGUAUCGCCGUCGACCCGGUGACGCGCUUGAUCUUCUACACUGACACUGGUAACGACGUCAUUGUACUGAUGACUAUUGACGGCUUUGCUCAUCUACCCAUCAUCAAGGAAGAUCUGGAUGAACCCAGGGCCAUCGUGGCGGACUCGUCUACUGGGCUGGUUUACUGGUGUGACUAUGGCCACAGUCCGAAGAUCGAGAGAGCCUCAUAUGACGGGUCCAUGAGAACUCCUCUUGUCACUAAGAACCUCGUUAAGCCGACUGGUAUCGCUAUCAACCCGGACGGUGAUGAGCUAUACUGGUGUGACGAGGGUUCUGGAACAAUAGAAAAAUCUCGACUUGACGGACGCCACCGUGUCGUUCUGUCUUCCAGUGUGGGGUCUCAAUAUUUUGGCAUUAUGUAUUUUAGUGACUAUCUCUUCUUCACCGACUGGUCCCAACAAAGUGUGUUUCGGAUGAACGAUGACGGCAGUGGAAUGACAAAGUUGGGGCCAGGUGGGUUUGGGCGUCUUAACGACAUCCACUACCACCGAGAUGGAUGGGGCCCAUCAGGUACUAAUGCGUGCAGCAAUGGGCGAGGUGGGUGCAGCCAUAUCUGUUUGCCUAAUCCUGGCAACGGGUUUUAUUGUGUUUGUCCAGCCGGCCUCACCCUUCAGCCAGAUGGACUCACCUGUGGCAUAACAAAGCCCUGCCCGGCACUCUUCUCUCCGAAGUAUGGAUCUGUAUCCCCACGCAACUGCACAGAGGUAGAAGCUCCGGUGGGGAAAUACUGCACAGUCACCUGCAUGCCAGGCUUCUCUCUCACUGGUCAGUCAAACCUACAGUGUAUGAGCAAUGGGCAGUGGAACAACCUGGGAGCUCCACUUUUAUGUCAGGACACACAAGGUCCUAACAUCACUUGCCCACAGAACGUAGAUGUAAGAGCACCUCAAGGAUAUGAAACAGCAACAGUCAACUGGACGCAUCCAACAGCAACCGAUAACACUGGCGAGAGUGUGAGCAUAUUUCAGAGUCAGACGCCACCAGUUAACCUAGGUGAUGGAGAAUACACCGUCACAGUGAGGGCAGUUGAUGUUUCGGGCAUUAGCAGUACUUGUGUCUUCAGGAUAACAGUCACAGUGUUGACUUGCUCCGACCCCAAGCCCCCUGCAAAUGGAUAUAUUGAUUCAACCAUCUGCAGGUCUUUCUAUGGGUCCAACUGCCACAUUAACUGUCGCCGAGGUUUCGCUCUGUCUGGUCGACGUAACGUAACAUGUGACGUCGAUAGUGCUGGCGCAGCUCAUUGGACAAUGAAUGGUACCACUUGCACAGCUAUCACCUGCCCAGCACCACCGACUCCACUCCACGGUAGAUUGCAGAGCUGUGAAACGCCUUACAGUUAUCAGGAGCUCUGUGAACAGUCGUGUAACGUUGGCUACACGCCUCUCAGUGGUACGACAAUCAGGCGUUGUGAAGAAGGUACUUGGUCUGGACAACAGCUAGUCUGCACCAAGACAAAUGUCACUGGAACCGGCACAGUCACACACAGACAGCUACUAGUAUGUCCCUUCUUGGUAAAUCCAAGUCAUGGCACCAUUCUACCAAGUGUUUGUGUCGGAUCCGACCUUCUACCUGGCACUCGCUGCACACUGUCAUGUGAAGAGGGAUAUCAACCACUGUCCACUAAAACCCUGACCUGCAGCCCCGCCGGGGAAUGGACUCCCUAUGCUAACGUACUGGCGUGCCUGUCUUCAAAUGCAUUAGGUGAAUCACCAGAUACAUCAUCGUCGGUGGUGGCGGGGACAGUGACCGGUGUUGUAGUUGUUGCCCUCAUCACCGUCAGCGCAAUAUUUCUACAUCUGUACCUGAAACGCCGUUCACGAAAUGAAGAAAGAGAAGUAUACGAGCUACAACAUCGUACAAGAGGCCUAGAAAAUCCAGCUUAUCAGAACCAAAGUUAUACUUAAUUGCCAUGACGCUCACUCUAUAAAAAAUGACUCUUCCCAGAAGACUGCAUCCUGGGGGGAAACCUCUGGCAUGAAACGCAUGAGCACAAGGAACAAAGCGAUACUUCAUACCAGGGUUAUAUAAUGGUAGAGGAAUACACAAACUACUUCAGUCCAUAAACUACUAUAAUUCUGUAGUUAUAAUCAUAUGUAAGGCUUAUUGUAACAGUCAGUAAUUGCCGUCUUAAAUGUAAUUGAACUUCUUUCAUAUGUUAAACAGUACAAACAUUAAUUUG
Molecule: messenger RNA, 2982 nt
Organism: Haliotis rubra (blacklip abalone)
Lineage: Eukaryota; Metazoa; Mollusca; Gastropoda; Lepetellida; Haliotidae
Exons: 17
Coding region: 152-2707 (851 amino acids)
Cellular component (GO): membrane
Source: RefSeq, a predicted model, not a curated record